Molecule: messenger RNA, 3874 nt
Organism: Liolophura sinensis
Lineage: Eukaryota; Metazoa; Mollusca; Polyplacophora; Chitonida; Chitonidae
Product: DNA replication licensing factor mcm2-like
Exons: 17
Coding region: 89-2773 (894 amino acids)
Biological process (GO): double-strand break repair via break-induced replication; mitotic DNA replication initiation; DNA replication
Cellular component (GO): nucleus; MCM complex
Molecular function (GO): single-stranded DNA binding; single-stranded DNA helicase activity; ATP binding
Source: RefSeq, a predicted model, not a curated record
CGAUCACGUUGAUCGCAUCUUUGUGCAGAAAGGACUUCGUUAAAUUGGCGAACGGUGUCUGUGGGUGAUCUAAGAUUCAGCAACUGAAAUGACGGACCCAGUUUCCUCUGAUCCUUUCUCUACUGCCACAAGUCCCUCACGUUCCUCUAGGUCGAGGAGGGCUAGCCGUGGGGACCCAGUCACCUCCAGUCCAAACAGAGAUUUACCUCCCUUUGAAGAUGACUCAGAGCUGCUUGGUGAGCCAAGGGAUGAGGCUGCGGAGGCAGAGGAAGAUGAUGGAGAAGAGCUGUUCGGGGAUAACCUGGAAAGAGAUUACCAGGCCAUUCCUGCCUUGGAUAGAUACGACCAGGAUGUGCUGGAUGAUGAUGAUGACUACUCAGAGCUGUCUCAGGGACAGCGCUACGAGGCAGAGAGGAGCAUGCGCAAACGUGACAGAGAGGAGGGAAGGGCUACUGGCCGCAUGAGACGGGGACUCAUGUAUGAUGAGUCUGAUGAUGACGAAGAACGGCCAACACGGAGGCGACGAAUCGCUGAACGAGCUGCUGAGGGCGAAAUGGAAGAUGAAGAGAUGAUAGAAAGCAUUGAGAAUCUUGAGGAUAUGAAGGGACACUCUGUCCGGGAGUGGGUCUCCAUGUUGGGACCAAAGACAGAAAUUAAGAACAGAUUCAAAAAUUUCCUACGAACUUUUGUGGAUGCCAAAGGUCACAAUGUGUAUAGGGAGAAAAUCCGACAGAUGGUGGAAGCUAACCGAGAGAGUUUAGUGAUUGAUUACAACAUGUUAGCCUCAGCAGAACAGGUGUUGGCUUACUUUUUACCUGAGGCACCCGCGGAAAUGUUGAUUAACUUUGACGAGGCUGCAAAAGAGGUCGUGUUCAACAUGUACCCAAACUAUGAGAAGAUUGCCAAGGAGAUUCAUGUGAGAAUAGCAGAAUUGCCUCUGAUUGAAGAACUGCGCUCUCUCAGACAGCUUCACUUGAAUCAGUUGAUUCGCACCAGUGGUGUGGUGACCAGCUCAACAGGGGUUCUGCCUCAACUCAGCGUCAUCAAGUACGACUGUAACAAGUGCAACUUUGUCCUGGGGCCUUUCUACCAAUCCCAGAACCAGGAGGUCAAGCCAGGGUCAUGCCCUGAGUGUCAAUCAUUGGGGCCGUUCGAAAUCAACAUGGAGCAGACAAUUUACAAAAACUACCAGAGAAUCACAAUUCAAGAAAGUCCUGGCAAAGUGCCAGCUGGUAGACUGCCAAGAUCUAAAGACGCCAUUUUAUUGGAUGAUUUAGUGGACAUGUGCAAACCAGGAGACGAACUGGAAUUGACAGGAAUUUAUCACAACAACUAUGACGGAUCGCUCAACACAGCAAAUGGCUUUCCUGUAUUCGCAACUGUUAUCCAAGCCAACUACAUUACAAAGAAAGACGACAAAUUGGCUGCGAACAGCCUGACUGACGAAGACAUCAAGGCCAUUGUGGCGUUAUCAAAAGACGAGCGAAUCAGUGAGAGGAUUUUUGCCAGCAUGGCACCCUCAGUGUAUGGACACGACGACAUCAAACGAGCAAUUGCGCUAGCCAUGUUCGGUGGAGAGCCCAAAAACCCUGGAGGCAAGCACAAAGUGCGCGGUGACUUAAAUGUGUUGUUUUGCGGAGAUCCAGGAACAGCUAAAUCGCAGUUCCUGAAGUACGUAGAGAAAACGGCGCAUCGUGUUGUCUUUACAACUGGACAGGGAGCCUCUGCAGUUGGUUUGACAGCCUACGUUCAGCGUAACCCAAUUUCCAAGGAAUGGACAUUGGAGGCAGGUGCUCUGGUGCUGGCUGAUAAGGGCAUCUGUUUGAUUGAUGAGUUUGACAAGAUGAAUGAUGCAGAUAGGACAAGUAUUCACGAGGCCAUGGAGCAACAGAGCAUCUCUGUGUCUAAGGCUGGUAUUGUCACCUCACUGCAGGCUCGCUGUGCCAUUCUGGCUGCUGCAAAUCCUAUUGGCGGAAGAUACGACCCUUCCUUGACAUUCUCAGAAAACGUUGACUUGACGGAGCCCAUUCUCUCUCGUUUCGAUAUACUGUGUGUGGUAAGAGACACAGUGGAUCCUGUGCAGGACGAGAGACUGGCUAGAUUUGUGGUAGGGAGUCACAUGAAACAUCACCCAAAUGCCUCAGAAGAUGCUAUGAAUGGAAAAGAGGAUGGCCUGACUAACACGACAGGACUGGAGCCCAUCCCUCAGGAGUUGCUGAGGAAGUAUAUCAUCUACGCCAAGGAGAAAGCUCACCCUAAGCUUCAUCAGAUGGAUCAGGAUAAAGUGGCCAACAUGUACUCUGCCCUGAGAAGGGAGUCAAUGUCAACGGGCAGCAUCCCUAUCACGGUCAGACACAUCGAGUCAAUGAUUCGUAUGGCGGAGGCCCACGCUCGUAUGCACCUGAGAGAUUAUGUAAAUGAGGAUGAUGUAAACAUGGCCAUUCGCAUCAUGCUCGAGAGUUUCAUCAGCACACAGAAAUUCAGUGUCAUGAGAAGUAUGAGAAAGACUUUCAGUCGUUAUUUGGCAUUCAAAAAGGAUAACAAUGAGUUGUUGUUGUUCGUCCUCAAACAACUUGCUCAGGAUCAGCUGUCAUUCCAGAGAAACCGGUUUGGGAUGGAUCAGGAUGUCAUCGAAAUUUCUGAGAAAGACUUGGCUGAUAAGGCAAGACAGAUCAACAUUUUCAACUUGACAGAAUUCUACAGCAGUGACCUCUUCAAGUCCAACAGAUUUUCCCAUGAUUCCAAGAGAAAGAUGAUUGUGCAGGCAUGGUGAUAUUUUUGGUUGAAUGGAUUGUUAUAUUCUGGCAAGGCUGGCGUCAUGAGCCGUGCAUGAAUCUCGAGGGAAUCCUUCAUGUAGGCUGACGUGAAUCAACCAACGUCAGUGCUCUGUGCCAAGGACCUCCAAUGAUGCCAGUGUUGAAGUAUGAACUUGAACACAGGGAAGUGCUCAAGGUACACAAAGUGUGCCUUUGUGUCCCAAUAAAAUCAUACUGAAGAUUCUGACUUCUUGGCUAUGUACAGUAUAAAGGACAGGUGGAUUAUACAGUGGCAAAAAUGGACCAUUUGCUGAUCAAGUACGGACAAAUGAUACGGAAGAAUAUGUGAUGUGGAUGUGCUGACAGUGUGUCUCUUACCUGCAUAAGUACAUGUAUGUGUAUGUCGGAUUUUAUUCCACAGUUAGGUACAACUCAGAAUUUUUAAUAAAAUUUGAGAAUAUUUAAAUAUGAAAUUGUGAUGUAAAUAUUGAGAUGCAGAGUGUUGCAAAUUUUUGUUCGACAGUUUAAAGAAAAAUUAAAUUUUCCUGGAAAACAGAAAAAUAUAAUUCACUUUUGAACUCUUAACAAGCUGAAAAACGCAGCACUAACAUUUUGUGACAAAAAAUCAUGCGUCCUAAUAUAAUUGCAGCCCACUUCUGAAAAAUAUAAUCAUAACAUGUGCUUUUUAUGUUAAAAUUUUUAUAGUAUUGAAAGAAAAUUUUCAUAAUAAGUGGCAUAAGUAAGUAAUACCAAUAUCUUACAUGCACAAAAGAUACAGAGCAGAGCUUUGUACGAAGACCAGUUAAUCCGGGCUGAUAAAUCCAUUAAGAAUUGCAAUAAGCAGCAGCUAAUGAAAGUUUAUUAUGUUUGCCUAUUUAGUUCCAUUUUAUCGAAAUUUAACUAAGUGAUGAUGUCAGGAACAGUUAUGACCAUCGUACUACAUGAGCACACUGAUUUAGUUCAAAAGAGAUGCUGUGUAGUUCUUUGAAAUGGUCUGUAUGUGAUGGGAUAAUCGGUUACUUAUCUGCGCUUGUCAACAUUGUUAUGAAAUUUGAGCAGAAGACACCAAUGAAGACUUUAAAUGCUGUUGUUAUUGCUGAUAGAAAAAACUUUGUAUA